Messenger RNA from Verticillium dahliae VdLs.17, 1680 nucleotides. Its product is annotated as para-nitrobenzyl esterase. Bases 1 to 1680 code for a protein of 559 amino acids. The transcript has a single exon. The record is from RefSeq and is a predicted model, not a curated record. NCBI's taxonomy places the organism in Eukaryota, Fungi, Ascomycota, Sordariomycetes, Glomerellales, Plectosphaerellaceae.
AUGAAGGCGACAUCUCAUCUCACGUCUGUGCUGGCCGCCACGGGUUUUUUGCAAUCCGGUGUCCAAGCCGUCCAGCCUCUCGUUGACGUCGGGUACGCCAAGUUUCAGGGAGCCGUGACGAACAAGGCGCUGGACGUCACGAGCUGGAAGGGCAUCCAGUUCGCCGCCCCUCCCGUUGGCGAGCUUCGUUUCGCUGCCCCAGCCGACCCGCUCCAGACAGGCACGGUCAACGCAUCAGCCCACGGUCCCAUCUGCCCCCCACAGCGGCCGGGGGACUGGACGGUCACCGGUACCUAUGAUCGCUUCAAGGUCGACGAGGACUGCCUGUACUUGGCCGUGACAGCGCCCUCCCAGGCCUCGAAGGACUCGAAGCUGCCCGUCGUCUUCUUUCUCCAGGGUGGCGGCUUCACCUCCAACUCCAACGCCAACUGGGACGCCAGCGAGAUUGCAGCUGACGGCAAUGUCGUCGUCGUGCAGAUCAACUACCGCGUCGGCAUGUACGGCUUUCUCCAUAGCAAGGAAGCCCUCGCGGGCGGCUCGCUCAAUGCUGGUAUCAAGGACAUGUUGAAGGCCCUGGAAUGGGUGCAGAAGAACAUCCACAACUUUGGUGGCAACCCCGACCAAGUCGUCCUCGACGGUAUAAGUGCCGGUGGUUCAGCCGUUGGUCUGCUCAUUGCCGCGAACACGGGAAGCGAGAAGAAGCCUUUCGUCGGAGGCAUCGUCGAGUCAGGCGGCUGGGUCACGAUGCGGACGAUGGAGCAAGGACAGGGGCAAUACGAUUGUCUCGCCAGGGAGAAGGGCUGCGCCGACUCGGCCGACUCGCUCUCCUGUCUGCGCGCCCUGAACCAGUCAGCUGUUCGGUCGUCCAACUGCUGGUUCAGCCCCAGUAUCGACGACGACCUUUUCUCCGACAGCUUGGUGAACCUCUACCGCGCGGGCAAGUACACCAAGCUCCCGACCAUCUGGGGCACUUGCGCCAACGAGGGUACCAGGACGGCGCCGCAGUCGACCAAUUCGACGGAGCAGGCCCUCGCCUUCAUCAAGCGCCAAGAUCCCUCGCUGUCGGACAACUCGCUCGCCAUCAUCGACGACCUCUUUAUUGAUGUCCCGCAGCCCGUCUUCCCGAGCUCGGGCGCCAAGUGGCGCCAAGCCGCCAACGCCAUCGGUCACAUGGGCAACCACUGCAUCGUCCGCAACGUCCAGAACUACCUUGCGCGUGACGAGGCCACGACUUGGAACUACAAGUACGCUGUCCUCGACCCCAAGGAUGAGGCCGACGGCUUCGGCGCCUACCACGUCGUCAACACGUAUGCCUUCUGGGGUCCCAGCCGCACCGACGGUGGCCCGCCUGCCUCGUACGCAACCACCAACGCGCCCAUCGUCUCGCAGUUCAGGAAGUACUGGAUCUCGUUCGUGCGCAACCUCGACCCCAACAGCGAUCGCGAGGAGGGUGCCGCUGAGUGGGCCCCCUUUACGGUCGAGGGGCGCGAGAGGCUUUUCGUCCAGACAAACAACACGCACAUGGAGAAGAUGAGUUCGGCGCAAAACCUGAGGUGUGAUGUUGUGAGGCCUGUCUCGGAGAACCUGGGCAAGCCGGUCAACAGUGGCGUUGUGACGACUCUGGAUGAAAAGCUGGCAGCUGGUAUGGACGACACGAGCGAGGAUACCACUUUGUCCUGA